Messenger RNA from Thrips palmi, 2629 nucleotides. It is a transcript of the gene twisted, whose product is annotated as protein O-mannosyl-transferase 2. The record is from RefSeq and is a predicted model, not a curated record. Lineage: Eukaryota; Metazoa; Arthropoda; Insecta; Thysanoptera; Thripidae. Gene Ontology annotation, biological process: protein O-linked glycosylation via mannose. The transcript is spliced from 17 exons. Gene Ontology annotation, cellular component: endoplasmic reticulum; membrane. Bases 185 to 2341 code for a protein of 718 amino acids. Gene Ontology annotation, molecular function: dolichyl-phosphate-mannose-protein mannosyltransferase activity.
UACGAAAAUACCGUUUGUUUUGCCCCGUGUGCGGUUUUGUUUAUAACCGGGAAAGUUUGUUGUCGGCAGGAAAAUGCCGGUCCUUCGCCUGUACAAAACGCUUCAAAUUUCAUGAAAUAUUUUUUUGUUUUGAUAAUACCUUUGUGAUAGAUACUCCUUAGUUUUUGUCCUAGAAAACAGCACAAUGAGCAAAGUUGUGAAAGGUGAAAGCCGAGGCAAGAAGGUUAAAGGUUCCACGUCGUCUGCAUUCUCGGUUACUGACAGUGAAAGCAAUAUUUGGUGGUUUGUUUUUGGUGCAGUACUUGUGCUUACAUUUGGAACAAGGUUCUAUAAAGUAACUGAACCAGAUCAUGUAUGCUGGGAUGAAACUCAUUUCGGGAAGAUGGCUAGCUGGUACAUCAAUCGAACAUUCUUCUUUGAUGUACAUCCACCGCUUGGGAAGAUGCUUAUUGCUUUAUCUGGCUACAUGACGGGCUAUGAUGGCUCCUUUGCCUUUUCUAAUCCAGGAGAUAAAUACACUGAUGUCAACUAUGUUGGGAUGAGAGUCUUUUGUACACUGCUGGGAGCUGCUAUAGUCCCUUUCUGCUUUUGCACUGUAUGGGAAAUGACUCAGUCCCUUACAGCUGCUGCCAUCAGUGCUUCUCUAAUUUUGUUCGAUAUUGGAACCCUGACUUUGACUCAGUAUAUUCUACUAGAUCCAAUUCUGCUGUUCUUUGUGAUGGGAUCAGUGAUGGGUAUGGCGAAAUUCAACUCGUACAGUGACCAGUCCUUUUCAAAACCCUGGUGGUUCUGGCUCACAUUUACAGGCAUCAUGUUAUCCUGCUCCAUUUGUGUGAAAUUUGUUGGGCUCUUCAUUGUUGUGUUUGUGGGACUCCAUACUAUUUAUGAGCUCUGGGACAUACUUGGAGAUUUGACAAAGCCCAUUAGUUAUUCUGUGAAACACUUUCUUGCAAGAGCACUAUGCCUUAUUGUGAUACCUGCUAUGCUGUAUGCAUUCUUUUUCUACAUCCAUUUGUCGUUACUAAAUAAAAGUGGUCAUGGAGACGGUUUUUACAGUUCCGCAUUCCAGUCUCAACUAAAAGGCAAUUCCCUUCACAAUGCUAGUAUGCCACGUGAGCUUGCUUAUGGUGCUGUAGUAACAUUGAAAAACCAGAGGACUGGUGGAGGCUACCUUCAUUCCCAUUGGCACUUGUACCCUCAAGGAGUUGGAGCACGGCAGCAACAGAUCACAACAUAUUCUCACAAGGAUGAAAAUAAUAAGUGGCGAGUAAAGAAAAUUGAUGUUGAACCAGAGAAAAAUGACCCAGUACAGAUUGUGAAGCAUGGUGAUUUAAUUAGAUUAGAACAUAUUAGCACCAUGCGCAAUCUUCAUUCACAUGAUGAAGUCGCACCUAUGUCUCGAAAGCAUUAUCAAGUCACAGGUUAUGGAGAAAAUGGCACUGGUGAUGCAAAUGAUGUCUGGCAGGUUCUAAUUGUUGAUGGGAAAAAGGAUGAAGUGGUCACUACUGUCAGCUCCCGCCUUCGUUUCCUUCAUUUCUUGCAAAAUUGUGUUUUGACUGCUACAGGUGCCCAACUCCCGAAAUGGGCUUAUGAACAGCAGGAAGUUUCAUGCAACCCAAAUUUAAGAGACAAAAAUGCAGUUUGGAAUGUAGAGGACAACAUCUUUCCAAAGUUGCCAAAUGUCAGCUUUGAUGUCUAUGCUCCCAGUUUCUUAGAACGCUUCUUUGAAUCCCACGCAGUGAUGUUGCAGGGAAAUGCUGGACUUAAGCCUAAGGAAGGUGAAGUUACAUCUCGACCAUGGCAAUGGCCUAUCAAUUACAGGGGUCAAUUCUUUUCAGGGCAGCCAUAUCGUAUUUAUUUGCUAGGAAAUCCAAUCAUUUGGUGGGGCAACAUACUUUUCUUACUGUCUUUUCUUCUAGUAUUUAUUUCCAGCAUGAUAUGUGAACAGCGUGGCAUAACCAUUUCUGAUCCCUCCUUCCAAGAAAGGCAACAACGUUUAAAGAACAGUGGUGCUUGGUUGUUUGUUGGGUGGUUCUUGCACUAUGUACCAUUUUGGUUCAUGGGCAGAGUUCUGUAUUUCCAUCACUACUUUCCAGCCCUGUUGUUUAGUUCAAUGAUUACAGGAAUUGUCUUAACAUACAUACUGGACACAAUUCUUUUGUAUGUACCAGAAAGAGUAAAAGCCUCUGUGUUCCACUGGGUAGUUGGUACAAUUUUGGCUUGCACUACCUACAGUUUUAUUCUAUUUUCACCAUUGGCCUAUGGCAUGGCCGGGCCUCUAGCAAACGACCCUAAUAGUACUAUGUAUAGUUUAAAGUGGAUGGAGUCCUGGGAGUUUUAGAGCUGAGACUGAAGGGUUAAAUAUGCCCAAGAAGAACCAUGAUUUAUUUGGUCUUUAUUUUGGAUCUAUUUUUCUGUGUAUUGUAGCUAUAUUUUAUUCAUUUCAUUUCUUAUUACUUUGUAUGUAACCUUUAUGUGCAACAGAAUGUAAAUGAUAUGGAAACAUGAAUCCGUCCAGACCAUAUUGUGAUGUGUUUUAAAGAAUAUAAGGCUGCUCUUUUAACUAUGUAUGUGUUUUAUAUUUAAUUUGAGUAAAUAUUUAUAUAAUAAAACUGUUAUACAAACUUCA